AUGUUGAGGCUCAAAGCACUGCCGGUUCCUGACAACAUGGAUGCCCACCAUCUCGAAGAGCCACUCGUCAAGUUUUCCGUCGACCUGUACAAAGAGCUCGUCGCGAAGACGCGCCACAAGGAAAACAUUUUCUUCUCACCGUUCAGCAUUUUCGCGGCACUCUACAUGUCCCUGGCCGGGGCGCGAGGCAACACUGCUAAGCAGCUCGCCAGAGUCCUGCACGCCAAUAGCGAAGAUAUUCACGAUCAUUUCUCCAGUCUUCUCUCCAAGUUGGGCAGUCUCUCACCCGGCGUCAAAUUGAAAGUAGCCAACCGAAUGUACUCGGACCUGGUGUUUCCCGUCUUGGACGGCUACCUAUCCCUCCUAGGAUCUUCUUACGACGCUACCAUUGAGGCAGUAGACUUCAAGAACGACCACGAGAAGGUCCGAGCCCAGAUAAACGCCUGGGUCGAAGACGUCACAGAAUCGAAGAUCAAGGACCUGUUGCCAGGAGGAAGCUUAGACGACACGACGUGUCUAGUACUGAUCAACGCCGUGUACUUCAAGGGCCUCUGGGACAUGAAGUUCGACGAGAGGUUCACGCGCCGUAUGGUCUUUCACCUGGACUCGAGGAAGAAGAGAAGCGUGGACAUGAUGCACAGGAGUGACGACUUCAUGAUGUCACACAGCGAUGAACUCAAGGCGAACGCUCUUGAGUUACCGUACCUGGGCGGCAAGGCCUCCAUGAUCGUUAUCCUGCCCGACAGCUACGACGGACUGUCGAAGCUAGAGAAGAGGCUGAACGCCGAGAACUUGCUUCGGCUCUCGAAAAGUCUCACUCGUCGCAGAGGCAUCGACUUGUACCUCCCAAAAUUCAAGCUGGAACAUUCUGCGGCACUCAGGAAGACGCUGAGCUCCUUGGGAGUGAAGGAUCUGUUUAAGCCCUCUGCCGAUCUCACGGGAAUAACCGCGAGUGGGAAGCUGAUGGCCUCAGAAGUGUUUCAUAAGGCCUUCGUGGAGGUCAACGAGGAAGGGACGGAAGCUGCUGCUGCGACAGCGGUGGACUACGUGCUCUGCUGUGCUUCUCCCGAGUUUAAAGUAAACCGGCCCUUCAUGUUCAUCGUACGAAGCCUUGAUCCGGACUGCGUACUUUUUAUGGGUUCUGUUCGCGUUUUAGGAACGAAGGAAUGAUGAUCACAGAAGCCCAUUGUCAUUCAGGUGGAUCGAAUAGUCGAUGUACAGACAAUGAAUGAAGGAAGGGAAUUCUUGAGGGCUUGUUUUCUUUGUUUCACACAACCUUAAUGAAAACCAGCAGAUAAUGAAAGCAAGGAAAGUAUAGGUGGCGUUAAUUGUAUUGUUUUAAGUGUAUUGUAGUAAUUGUGAUAUAGAUGGGAAGAAAGUAAAGCGCACGAAAAGACAACUUGCCGCCAGCAGGGACCGAACCUGCAACCUUCGGGACAGACAAGAUAUAUAUGAGUCAAACCGAAGCGAUAAUUGGUGAUGCUGCAUUGU
Rhipicephalus sanguineus (brown dog tick) is the source of this 1491-nucleotide messenger RNA. RefSeq names its product serpin B3. Gene Ontology annotation, molecular function: serine-type endopeptidase inhibitor activity. The coding region runs from base 1 to 1170 and encodes 389 amino acids. The record is from RefSeq and is a predicted model, not a curated record. Lineage: Eukaryota; Metazoa; Arthropoda; Arachnida; Ixodida; Ixodidae. The transcript is spliced from 2 exons.